Messenger RNA from Lactuca sativa (garden lettuce), 1048 nucleotides. Its product is annotated as Haloacid dehalogenase-like hydrolase (HAD) superfamily protein. The record is from RefSeq and is a predicted model, not a curated record. NCBI's taxonomy places the organism in Eukaryota, Viridiplantae, Streptophyta, Magnoliopsida, Asterales, Asteraceae.
AGUUUGUGAAUACCAAUAUCUCGGAGAUUUUGUUUAUUUAAGAGUCCUUAUAUUCAAGACGAUAAGAAAAGAAUUUCACAACGAUAAAGUUUUUUGGUGUUGAUAAUGGAAAGAGUUGGACCAUCCACAACAGUCAAGUACGAGUGUUUGCUUUUUGAUAUGGAUGAUACACUAUACCCCAUGAGCUUAGGUCUUAAUUCUGCUUGUCGCAAGAACAUUGAAGAAUUCAUGUUGACACACUUGAACAUAGAUGAAUGUGAAGUCCCCACUAUGUGCUUAGACUUGUAUAGAGAACACGGGACAACCAUGGCUGGUCUCAAGGCUCUUGGUUACAAGUUUGAUGAUGAUGAAUUUCAUGCAUUAGUUCAUGGAACCUUACCUUAUCACACUCUUAAACCCGAUCUGGUGCUAAGGAACAUUUUGCUAUCGAUGCCACAACGAAAAAUUAUUUUCACAAAUGCGGACAAAGCGCAUGCAGCUCAAGUCCUGAGUAGAAUGUGCUUAGAAGAUUGCUUUGAAGGAGUCAUAUGCUUUGAAACGCUUAAUAAUAAUCCAGUAGAAGAACCACAAUCAAUGAAAUGUAGCAUUAAUGAAACUGACGACAUUAAUAAGCUCAGCUCUGCAACUCGAAUCAUAUGCAAACCAGCUCUUGAAUCAUUCCAAGCCGCUGCUAUCAUUGCCAAUAUCGACCCUAACAAAACCAUUUUCUUUGAUGAUAGUAUCCGGAACAUUGCCACUGGAAAGGCCGCUGGAUUUCAUACUGUCAUCGUGGGAAGGUCAAGUCUUGUGCCAGGUGCAGAUCAUGCCUUACGAAGCAUCCACAAUAUGAGAGAAGCAUUGCCUGAAUUAUGGGAGUGUGAAGGAGAAGAAUAUACAGAACAAAUGAUGAUACAUUCUACUGCUGUGGAAACCGUUGUCAAAGCUUAGGAUGUAUAACUUUACAUCGAUACUUCAUAUGUAUGUUUAAGUUUUUACUUCAACUUUGUAUGCUUAAUAUUAAAUAUGCUCAGAAAACUGUCGAAAUAAAGGUGUUGCAACAUACAAGCCA